UAAAAUGUCUAAAACCUGUUCUUACAUUUUCCACAUUAUUAAUGCUGCUGUCUUUGAAUUGUCCUUUGAAGUAAAUUAAAUAAAAUGUCUUUUCUCAGAGCCUUCUUGAUUUUUUUUUUCAGAGAUUACAAUUCUGUGGAAAGACAAUCUAUCCAUUUUUCAAAAUGCAGUAUAAAGGAGGUGUGUGGGUCAUUUAGGAAGAACGAAAAUAGCUGAAAGAAAUAGAUUUGUCAUAGAAAUCACCAGCUUUCCCUCUUUUAUGCAUUUUUUCUUACAGUGAGCCAACACUAAGUAUAUUAUACUCCUUGAAGGUGAAUAGUCCAUUUUUGUGGCUAUAACUCAGGAUAUAGGCCAUGACAUCUUCCUGAUAUUUCCUUAGUAUGAAAGAAAAAGAAACCUCCUGAGAGGUAAAUGUAUUGUUUUAGAAUUUUAGUGGCAACCCAGCAGCCUUUCUGCCUAUAGUUAUAACCUGACCAGGUCACAACGCAGAGUGGAGACAAGAGCACAGAGUCUGUGGGGGAGACCAGGUGAGCCUUUAUGAGCACUGGGGUGAAGCUAUAGGAAAAAGAGGCUCACCUGGACCUCCGCUGUGGCAACCAGGCAAUGGUACUACCUGUGUCUGAAAGGCCCAUCAGGACAUGAGAAUAAGUGAAGGUCCUUAAAUUUUGCACUUCACAAAGUGCAGAGCCCCAACCUCAGCCCUUCCAGAGUUGCUGUGAUGUCAAUUGAAUAGUGUUAUCUCCCUCAGCUUCCUGUCCCCAACUGCGGUGUAGCCUUACUGGGUACUGUUCAACAAUGCUUAUGUAGCAGUUUCUAUAAAUAGCUUGUAAAGAGCUGUACAAAACCUUGGGACUGAAAGAAGCUCUGUGUGUGAGAUAGUAUUUAUUUUCUGAAUACCGCCCAUGGAUUUAAGUAAGUGGUGGAGAAUUCUACAAGGGUGCUCAGUGUUGAAUGUAUUGAAUUGUGGGGUGGGGGGUGUUCGUGUUUGCUUUUGACAAAUAAUGAAAAUGUUCUAGGUGUUUUUUUAUGUACUUGAGAAAAAGAAAAGAAAAGGAAAGCUGUUUUGUUCUUCAGGCCUCUUAGUUUGGGUACAAAGUUGCAAAGUAUAAGAAAAGUGUAACAGGCAUGUAAGCCUGUUACAUGUAUUCAUUCUGAAAGGGUAUUGUAAACUACCCUUUGCAUAUAUUUUAUCUUUGUGUAAAGAAGAUGAAAGUGCUCUUAAUUAACCAUUUGGCAAUUUGGUGUUAUUUUUCAUCAAUGGCAAUAUGCUUCUAACGGUUGGGAGGAAGAAGAAAAAGAAAACUACUGUUUGUUUUGACCAGAACUCUACUUCAGUCCAAUUUGACUCAAAGCAUGCACAUAAAGAAGCCAGACUAUGUGACGACAGGCAUUGUACCCGGCUGGGGAGACAGCAUAGAAGUUAAGAAUGAAGAUCAGAUUCAAGGGCUUCGUCAGGCUUGUCAGCUGGCUCGGCAUGUCCUCCUCCUGGCUGGGAAGAGUUUAAAGGUUGACAUGACAACUGAAGAAAUAGAUGCUCUUGUUCAUCAGGAAAUCAUCAGUCAUGAUGCCUAUCCCUCACCUCUAGGCUAUGGAGGUUUUCCAAAAUCUGUUUGUACCUCUGUAAACAACGUGCUAUGUCAUGGUAUUCCUGACAGUCGACCUCUUCAGGAUGGAGAUAUUAUCAACAUUGAUGUCACGGUAUAUUACAAUGGCUACCAUGGAGACACCUCUGAAACAUUUUUGGUGGGCAAUGUGGAUGAAUGUGGCCAAAAGUUAGUGGAGGUGGCCAGGAGGUGUAGAGAUGAAGCAAUUGCAGCUUGCAGAGCAGGGGCCCCCUUCUCUGUAAUUGGAAACACAAUCAGCCACAUAACUCAUCAGAAUGGUUUGCAAGUCUGCCCACAUUUUGUGGGACAUGGGAUAGGAUCUUACUUUCAUGGACAUCCAGAAAUUUGGCAUCAUGCAAAUGACAGCAAUCUACUCAUGGAGGAGGGCAUGGCGUUUACCAUAGAGCCAAUCAUAACCGAGGGAUCCCCUGAGUUUAAAGUCCUGGAAGAUGCAUGGACUGUCAUCUCCCUGGACAAUCAAAGGUCUGCCCAGUUUGAGCACACGGUUCUCAUCACGUCGCAGGGAGCGCAGAUCCUGACCAAACUGCCCCACGAGGCUUGAGCAUCGACCUGAAGGGCGCCUUCCCCCUCAGAUUUGCUGGAAUUCACCUGAAGAACUUUUUUUAAAAACACAGGCGAAAGCCAGGCUGCGCAGUGCUCUACUCAGCACCCAGGCGCGCCCUGGAAAAAACGCGCUGGAAUUUGAGGGUAGUUGAGAUCUGGGAUCGAAAGCCCUGCCGGGGUCGCGCGACCUGGGAGACGAUCCUGGCUGCUGACUCUGCUUCCCAGGGCUGGACGUGCGUGUGAAAGGGCAGUGGGGACGCCCUCGUUUGGAAGACGAGGGAUUCCUAGAGUAACAGGAUUUUCUCUUUCCCUUGUCUUGACUCUGCCCAAGUAAAAAGCUUUCA
Messenger RNA from Talpa occidentalis (Iberian mole), 2512 nucleotides. It is a transcript of the gene METAP1D, whose product is annotated as methionyl aminopeptidase type 1D, mitochondrial. Gene Ontology annotation, biological process: proteolysis. NCBI's taxonomy places the organism in Eukaryota, Metazoa, Chordata, Mammalia, Eulipotyphla, Talpidae. The transcript has 9 exons. The record is from RefSeq and is a predicted model, not a curated record. The coding region runs from base 1354 to 2166 and encodes 270 amino acids. Gene Ontology annotation, molecular function: metalloaminopeptidase activity.